CGCGGCUGAUUCGGCUGUGUGAAGUGUGAACUGUCAACUCUCAGUCAACAGAACGGCGUAUUCUUUGUUUAAAAUAGAUAACAAUUUGGAAUGCAAUAAAAAUACUGAAAAACUACAAGUACUGCAUUCGAAAAUGAACGUGUUUCAGGAAUUGAAGAAAUUUUUAUAUCAGCUAUUGAACAGCGUUGAUGGCUUGCACAGUAUUUUAAUCACGGAUCGUGAUGGUGUUCCUGUCAUAUCAGUGUCAGAUGAAAAAGCCCCGGAAUUAGCAAUGCGUGCAAGCUUUCUUUCUACAUUUGGAAUGGCCACCGAUCAAGGGAGCAAAUUAGAUCUUGGAAAGAAUAAAACCAUUAUAAGUAUAUACAGCAGUUAUCAAGUUGUUCAAAUGAAUAAGCUACCAUUGGUGAUAAGCUUUAUUGCAAGCAACAGUUGUGACACAGGACACAUCUUGUCACUAGAGAGUAAAAUUGAUCCAAUUUUACAAAAUCUUAAAAACGUCGUUGCGGAAGCCUGAUAGAUACCUGUGAUGCGCUGAGAAGCUAAUUGAAGAAAAUGUGGAAUUAAAGUUCCAAGUACGAGUAUGUAAUUGAAUGUAUAAAACACAUCGAACCAAAUCGUGGCAAAACAAAGGCUAAAUAUUAUGAUUCAAAUCGUUGUAAAUUACUUCUAUAAAUCUUAUAUCAUUAUGAAAUAUACGUACAUAACAAAAAAUUAUAUAUGUAUAUAUGUAUUAUUGGAGAAUUGAAUUGAUUAUUUCUUGAA
Molecule: messenger RNA, 762 nt
Organism: Diprion similis
Lineage: Eukaryota; Metazoa; Arthropoda; Insecta; Hymenoptera; Diprionidae
Gene: Lamtor3
Product: ragulator complex protein LAMTOR3-A
Exons: 3
Coding region: 134-514 (126 amino acids)
Biological process (GO): positive regulation of TOR signaling; cellular response to amino acid stimulus
Cellular component (GO): Ragulator complex
Source: RefSeq, a predicted model, not a curated record